AUGCGGUUGCCUUCGGCAGGGGGACUUGUGAGCCUGAGGCUACCCUACAAAAUACAAUGCAGCCCCACUUCACUCCAAGCCAGGCUCAAAUCUGGUGAUCCUGUCGCUGGUCUCAUUGCUCGAAAUUGGGCUCGACAACGGACAAACCUCACCUGGUGCAGCCGUCGCAACCUGCACGACGGGGCAAGAGACCUAGCCCCGCCGACUCAAGUCAUACCAACUGAUGUGGGAGGUCUUCCGGAGCAGUUUCAGCAAUUCAAGAAUUACUUCAACGCCCCAGCCCAGUCUGCCGCUGGGGAUUUCCAGUUGAAACAGACCGUGACUGUCCAUGGCUUCAUAUCGAAGCGCAGAGACAUAUCAUCCAAGUUGAGCUUCGUCGACCUCAUCGUGGACCGCGGGCCAUCGUUCCAAUUCAAGUCCUCGUGGGAAGAGAAGGACUCGCCGGAGCAUCAGUUGCACAAAGCUCUCAAGCAAGUCUCAGCAUGGAGUCCGGUCAGCCUCACUGGUACUAUAGAGGAGAUCAAGAGUUCCGAAAAGAGUUUCAGCCCCGAAUUUCCAAAAAGUUUUGGCCACUACGACUUGACCCUACAACAUGUCCACGUACUCAGCCCCUUUCCCCGGGACAUCAUCAUAUCAGAAGGCGCUCAAUUCCCACCGCACGCUCGACACCUGCAACUAAGAUUCGACGAACCCCUCCAAAACAGGCUAUUGUUCCGCGAGUCCUUGACUAAAAUUGCCCAGGAUGUCCUCAACCAACGGUACUUCCAUCAUGUGGAGACACCGAUUCUCUUCAAGUCUACCCCGGAGGGUGCGAGAGAAUUCUUGGUCCCAACUAGACGGCCCGGUUAUGCCUAUGCGCUACCUCAAAGCCCACAACAGUACAAGCAGAUUCUCAUGGCGGCGGGUGUCAGGGGCUACUAUCAAUUUGCAAGGUGCUUCCGAGACGAGGAUCUUCGUGCUGACAGACAGCCUGAGUUCACACAGCUCGAUUUGGAGAUGUCAUUCGCGAAAGGCGAGGACGUAAUGAGAUUCAUAGAAAGUCUUGUCCAAGAAGUAUACGCUUCUAUCUCCAGAGUUUGGCAAGCGCGCCAGGUCAACGGAGCCAUAUAUCCGACUUUAAAGUCGGAUGCUAUGGCGGAUACCAAUGAGUACCCUCCUAUAGAAGCAGAAUUUCCACGUAUCACUUAUCAGGAGGCCAUGGCUCUCCACGGGUCGGACAAACCGGAUCUAAGAAUACCUAAUAAGAUACAACGGAUCGACCACAUUUUACCACGGAGCUUCAUCUCGAUGAUAUCAGAUCUAGAAGACCCCAUCGUCGAGGCUUGUGUGUUCCGGUUCGACGCCCCCUCCAAGGACUUCAUCAAAUCUAUUUGGGACACUCUCCCCAAACCCCUGAGCAAAAACUCAGACGGUCAACCUGUUCCCCUCAUCAUUGACUCUAGCAAGCCUCUUUCUGGCCUCUCGCCUUUAGGUCACGAGGCAGCCUCGGCCGUCCUAGACGCCAGCAACUCAGACCUCCCCAACAUCUCCGGCCUCGAGCAAGGAGACGUGCUCGUCAUCCAAGCCCGGCCCAACAAACCCUUCGAAGGCGGCUCCACUGCACUUGGCGACCUUCGAAGGCACAUCUACGCUGAGGCAGUCGCGCAAAACCUCCUCCCGCCCGACCAGUCCUUCAAGUUCCUUUGGGUGACAGGAUUCCCGCUCUUCACGCCCAAUACCGACUCGUCCGAUCCAGCAGAGGGUCAGCACGGCGCUAGUGGCUUCUCCUCCACUCACCACCCAUUCACGGCGCCCCUUACGCCCGAGGACUUCGACCUCCUGGCUACAGACCCCCUGAAGGUGAAGGCGGACCAUUACGACCUCGUCGUAAACGGGGUAGAGCUUGGAGGCGGCUCACGCCGUAUCCACAUAGCCGCGCUCCAGGAAUACGUCUUCCGCGAUGUCCUCAAGAUGAGCGACGAGGGCGUCAGCCACUUCAGCCACCUGCUGGAGGCGUUGAGGGCGGGUUGCCCACCGCAUGCCGGAUUUGCAUUCGGAUGGGACAGACUUGUGGCUACGCUGAGCUUUACAGGGAGCGUGAGGGAUGUGAUUGCCUUCCCCAAGAGCAAGAAAGGAGAUGAGCCUGUUGCGAGGGCGCCUGGGAAGGUCACGGAGGAAGAGUGGAAGACUUACCAUCUCAAAUUUGACCAGAAAGACUGA
Messenger RNA from Diaporthe amygdali, 2199 nucleotides. RefSeq names its product aspartyl-tRNA synthetase. NCBI's taxonomy places the organism in Eukaryota, Fungi, Ascomycota, Sordariomycetes, Diaporthales, Diaporthaceae. Gene Ontology annotation, molecular function: aspartate-tRNA ligase activity; ATP binding. Gene Ontology annotation, cellular component: cytoplasm; mitochondrion. The record is from RefSeq and is a predicted model, not a curated record. Gene Ontology annotation, biological process: aspartyl-tRNA aminoacylation. The transcript has 4 exons. The coding region runs from base 1 to 2199 and encodes 732 amino acids.